Messenger RNA from Poecile atricapillus (Black-capped chickadee), 2682 nucleotides. RefSeq names its product divergent protein kinase domain 2A (gene DIPK2A). Gene Ontology annotation, biological process: regulation of phosphatidylinositol 3-kinase/protein kinase B signal transduction; cardiac muscle cell proliferation. Gene Ontology annotation, cellular component: COPI vesicle coat. Lineage: Eukaryota; Metazoa; Chordata; Aves; Passeriformes; Paridae. The transcript has 3 exons. The record is from RefSeq and is a predicted model, not a curated record. The coding region runs from base 115 to 1404 and encodes 429 amino acids.
GCCUUUUAUCGGGCGGGCGGCGAGGCGGGGAGUUUAUUGGAGCCGGAGCCGCGGUGCUGCCGGGGUGGGCAGCGAGCUCGGCGGAGGGCGGGGGGCCCGGCGCGGCCCGGGACGAUGCUGCGGCUGGUGUCGCUGAAGUUGGGGCGGCUGUACCGCUACGUGAAGCUGGCGGUGCUGGGCAGCCUGGCGGCGGCGCUGGUGCUGAACACGCACUCGCUGCUGGCCUCGCUGCAGCGCAACGAGCUGUCGGAGCGGCGCUUCCUGCAGCUCAAUAAGUGCCCGGCCUGCUGGGGCACCAGCUGGUGCCGCAAGUUCCUCAACGGGCAGCUGCGGCUGGAGAGCUGGGGCCGCCUGCGCCUGCUGGACUUCUUCAACGUGAAGAACGUGUACUUCGCGCGGUACGGGGAGCCCCGCGAGGGCUCCCGCCGCGUCGUGCUCAAGCGCCUGGGCUCGGCGCAGGAGCUCGCCGACAUCGACACCAAGAUCUGCCGCCGCGCCACCGGCAGGGGCCGCUGCGACCUGCUGCAGGCGCUGCCCGCCACCGAGUUCGCCAGCCUGAACGGCGACGUGCGGCUGCUCACCCCCGGCGCCGUGGAGGGCUGGUCCGACCUGGUGCACUGCCCCUCGCAGCGCCUGCUCGACCGCCUGGUGCGCCGCUACGCCGAGACCAAGGACUCGGGCAGCUUCCUGCUGCGCAACCUGAAAGACUCGGAGCGCAUGCAGCUCCUCAUCACCCUCGCCUUCAACCCCGAGCCGCUGGUGCUGCAGAGUUUUCCAUCUGAUGAGGGCUGGCCAUUUGCAAAGUACUUGGGAGCAUGUGGAAGAAUGGUGGCUGUCAACUACGUGGGAGAAGAGCUGUGGAGUUACUUCAAUGCACCAUGGGAGAAACGAGUGGAUCUGGCCUGGCAAUUAAUGGAAAUAGCUGAGCAGCUGACAAAUAAUGACUUUGAAUUUGCACUCUACCUCCUUGAUGUCAGCUUCGACAACUUUGCAGUGGGACCAAGAGAUGGGAAAGUUAUCAUUGUAGAUGCAGAAAACGUUCUGGUAGCAGACAAAAGGUUGAUCAGACAAAAUAAACCUGAGAACUGGGACGUGUGGUACGAAAGCAAGUUUGAUGACUGUGAUAAAGAAGCUUGUCUGUCCUUCUCUAAAGAGAUUCUUUGUGCUCGUGUCACCGUGGACCACAACUAUUACGCCAUUUGUCAGAACCUUUUGUCCAGACACGCCACGUGGCGGGGCACCUCGGGGGGGCUCCUGCACGACCCCCCAGCUGAGAUUGCCAAAGAUGGGCGCCUGGAGGCCCUGCUGGAUGAGUGUGCCAACCCAAAGAAGAGAUACGGUCGAUUCCAAGCCGCCAAGGAGCUCCGGGAGUACCUUGCACAACUCAGUAACAACGUGAGGUAGUCCACAGUGAAACUCCUCUGCAACACUGGCUAAAACACUAUUGCAAAGACACAUAGAAAACAGAAGUUUGGGAUUCCUGUGUUAAAAAGACAGAAUAAAAAACCCUAGUUUAUCAGUUUUCUAAAUACUGUAAAAAUAGAAUUUUAUGGUGUUACAAUGUUCCUUUGCAAACAAACAAGGUACUUACUGAAUUAAAACUUGAGCUACUAUGGACUGUCCUCCCUAACUGUUUAAAAGGGAGUAGGUCACAAAAGACUGUGAUAGCUUAAUUGACAGCUUGUGUGUCAAAGGGUACUUUACAUAAAACUGCAUUAGUGUCACAGUUUUGUGAAACUGAUGUUCUUACUUGGAAAGUCAAGUUAACUGGUGGCCUGUUUUAAAGGCCUUUUUCCUGACAUUGUCUCAUUUUUGUGUUUGUUUAAACACUUUGAAGUGGCAUUUACAUCCAGGUAAAUCUAGCUGUCUGCAUUGUUUCAAACUGAACAGGCUUUCAUGUUAAUGCAGUGCACAACAUUCCUACCAUAAGUGCAGGAUUCCAGAGGUUACUGUCUGAAUUUAGGGGGUUUUACACUGUAUUUUACUAUGCUUAGACAUUGUGGUUUGUUUUUUUUAAGAUCAUCAUAAGCUCAAAUCUCACUUGAACUAACAUUAAUUUAAUGUCUUCUGUGGUUCUGCCAUUGGAAAUAUCACUUAAUGUAACUGUUGUACAAAACUUACCCUUCAUGCCAGUAUAUGUACAUGGCUCUUUAACAAGAAAUCAUGGUAUGAACAAACUCUUUAUUUUUAACAGAGAUAAUUUGAAAAUUGGAAAGACACUACAAUAAAAAGAUAUGUGUUAAUUUAAAUUGGGGAUACAAUAAUGAUUAAAAAAUCAAAAAUCACUAGUCUGGUGUAGUUUAACUAUAAGCCAAAGAAAAUGGUUUUGUUCAUUAGUUUUUGAACAUGUAGUAAACAAAGAAUGCUAUACUUAGUGAAGCUAAUAAUUUUCACAAUUCAGAUUUUGAUGGUCCUUGGUUCUCUGAAGAACUUCUGAAACUGUGUACUUAUGUGAGAGAAAACCCUAAUUUGAAUAAUAAUGUCAAGCAAGUUAGCAGUUUGUUUUACAUCCUUCCCAAGUGUGUUGAAUGGAAUUUUCUGAAUAUUCAUCCUUUGGUUUACCAGUAAGCUGUACUCACUCUAGGUACCUUUUCUUGAGCUGUUUGACUAUUCCCAGUACAGUUGAAAUUGACUUGUUGAGGUUUGUGUAAAUAUGGAGUUGUUCUCAUAAAUCACAGUUUU